Acanthosepion pharaonis is the source of this 723-nucleotide messenger RNA. NCBI's taxonomy places the organism in Eukaryota, Metazoa, Mollusca, Cephalopoda, Sepiida, Sepiidae. The record is from the annotation of a GenBank genome assembly.
AUGGAAAAAUCCUUCUUUCGUCUCGUUCUUUCUGUAUCUUGCGCCUUUCUACUUUGUGCUGAGUGCCCAUGUUUCUUUAUACAUCUGUUGAGUGUCCCUGUUCCUAUAUACUUCCAGUUGAGUGGGCCUGUUCCUAUAUACGUCGUGUUGAGUGACCGUGUUCCUUUAUACUUCGUGUUGAGUGUCACUUUUCCUUUAUAUUUCGUUAUCCCUGUUCCUAUAUACUUCGUGUUGAGUGGCGCCGUUCCUUUCUUUAUACUUUGUGGCCCUGUUCGUUUAUACUUCGUUUCCUUUAUACUUCGUGUUGAGUGGCGUCGUUCCUUAAUACUUUGUUUGGAGUGUCCCUGUUUAUUUAUACUUUGUGUUGAAUGUCCCUGUUCCUUUAUACUACGUAUUGAAUGUCCCUGUUCCUUUAUAGAGUAUUCUUGUUUCUUGCUUCUUGUCUCUCUCUGUUCCAACUUAAUUUCUAGAAUUAUUCUGCUCUUUCAUAUUCUUCUUGCUUCGGAGUUAAACAUUUUAUUAGAUUCUUGCGUCAUUCAAGUCCGGUUGUUUUCCACUCACUCUUACCUUUUUCUCUUUCUUGUUUCUGUCUGCUUUUUUAUGUCUUUCGAUUCCCUUCUUUGUAUCUUUCGAUUUUUUAAAAUUUCUUCUUCAUGUUUUUUCUUUGUUUCUCUUUCUUCCUGCUUCUUUGUAUCUUUCGAAUCUUUUUUUAUUUCCUCUUAA